AUGAUUCCUGACAACGGCGCUCUUCUCAACAUCGCAGGCAACUUCUUCUAUGGCGACCCCAUGCUCUACGCCGAUGGCUGCCAGUUCUGCCCCUCGGGGGGUAUCCAGCCCCUUGUUUUAACACCAGAAGACCUCACCGGACCCUCUGGAGGCCGGUGUGGACCCCAGGGGCUGGGAGGAUUUGUUGAGACAGCACGUGCAGGGGCCAACAAGCGCGCCAAGGCGAGUCUGCGGCGGAACUGUUUCACGCUGAACAAGCAGAUGGAGUGCACGGCGAACGAGACGCAGCGCAGCAGCGACGAGUGCCUGGCAUUCUGCAGCAUGUCGCGGGAGCUGGGGCCGUGCGACGGGCACGGAGCGUGUGUGCCGCCGCAGGCGGGGGCAGCAGAGGCGCGCUUCACGUGUGAGUGCGACGACGGCUUCGUCCCCACCAACGGCACCCUCGGCUCCACCUGCGCCCGACCUGCUCCGCCCCCUGCUGCAGCACUCUCCAUGGGCGCAGUGGUGGGCAUCGCUGUGGGCUCUGCUGCCGCCUUUGCUCUCCUCCUCGCUCUCGUUGUCGUGCUGCUUUGGCCUCGCCAACGCAAGUCUGCCCCAGCUUCUGAGUUCACCACAAUGGGUGGUCAACACAGCUAG
Molecule: messenger RNA, 636 nt
Organism: Closterium sp. Naga37s-1
Lineage: Eukaryota; Viridiplantae; Streptophyta; Zygnematophyceae; Desmidiales; Closteriaceae
Source: the annotation of a GenBank genome assembly